Molecule: messenger RNA, 3238 nt
Organism: Gracilinanus agilis (Agile Gracile Mouse Opossum)
Lineage: Eukaryota; Metazoa; Chordata; Mammalia; Didelphimorphia; Didelphidae
Gene: DLAT
Product: dihydrolipoamide S-acetyltransferase
Exons: 15
Coding region: 43-1986 (647 amino acids)
Biological process (GO): pyruvate decarboxylation to acetyl-CoA
Cellular component (GO): pyruvate dehydrogenase complex
Molecular function (GO): dihydrolipoyllysine-residue acetyltransferase activity
Source: RefSeq, a predicted model, not a curated record
UGGUGGAGGCUGCGGCUCCCGGGCCCAGUUCUCGGUGGCACGAUGUGGCGAGUGUGCGCACGGCAAGCUCGGUGCGCAGCCCCGCGGACGGGGUUUGGGAGCCCGGCCGCGGCCCCGAGGGAAGCCCCGGGAGGGCCGGUCCCAGCUGCGCCCCUGAGCCUGGCCCGUUCUUUCCACAGCAGGGCUAGAGCAUUGCGGGCCUGGGGUCUUGGCUCUGCCUCCGGGGCCAUGCCACGGGCGCCUCUCCUGCUGCUGCAAGUCUUGGGGGCCCCUGGACGACGCUGGUACAGUCUUCCUCCACACCAGAAGGUUCCUUUGCCUUCUCUUUCCCCCACAAUGCAGGCAGGGACCAUUGCCCGCUGGGAGAAAAAGGAAGGGGAAAAGAUCAAUGAGGGUGACCUUAUAGCAGAAGUUGAAACAGAUAAAGCCACUGUUGGAUUUGAGAGCCUAGAAGAGUGCUACCUGGCUAAAAUAAUUGUUCCUGAAGGUACCAGAGAUGUUCCUGUUGGAGCAGUCAUCUGUAUUACUGUUGAAAAAAUGGAGGAUGUGGAUGCAUUUAAAAAUUAUACCUUGGAUUCCACAGCAGCAACCACUCCCCAGGUUUCUACAGCUCCUCCCUCUGCUCCUGUGGCUUCAUCACCUUCUCUCCAGGCUCCAGGGAGCUCAUAUCCUCCUCAUUUGCAAGUUCUGCUUCCUGCCCUCUCUCCCACUAUGACUAUGGGCACAGUUCAGAGGUGGGAGAAGAAGGUGGGUGAGAAAUUGAAUGAAGGAGACUUGCUGGCUGAGAUAGAAACUGACAAAGCCACAAUAGGUUUUGAAGUUCAAGAGGAAGGAUACCUGGCAAAAAUUCUUAUCCCUGAAGGCACGAGAGAUGUUCCUCUAGGAACUCCACUAUGUAUCAUUGUAGAAAAAGAAGCAGAUAUUCCUGCAUUUGCUGAUUAUAGGCAGACUGGAGUAACUGAUAUAAAACCCCAAGCACCACCACCCACCUCACCCCCGAUGGCUGCUGUUCCUCCUACUCCCCCACCUACACCCCUUGCACCUUCAGCCACCCAUCCAGCUAUACCUACUGGUGCAAAAGGAAGAGUAUUUGCGAGUCCUCUUGCAAAGAAACUGGCAGCAGAGAAAGGGAUUGACCUUAAACAAGUGAGAGGAACUGGGCCAGAUGGUAGAAUCACCAAGAAAGAUAUUGAGUCUUUUGUGCCUUCAAAGGCUGUUCCUCCUCCAACAGUGGCUAUGCCCGCACCAGCUCCAGGAGUGGCAGCAGUUCCUACUGGCAUUUUUACAGAUAUCCCAAUCAGCAAUAUUCGUAGAGUUAUUGCCCAGCGUUUAAUGCAGUCCAAGCAAACAAUACCUCAUUAUUACCUUUCCAUAGAUGUAAACAUGGGAGAAGUUUUAGAAGUACGGAAAGAACUCAACACAGUAAGAUUAGCAUUUAAUAUACUGGCAGGAGGCAGUAAAAUUUCUGUCAAUGACUUUAUCAUUAAAGCUUCAGCUAUGGCGUGUUUGAAAGUACCUGAAGCAAAUUCUUCUUGGAUGGAUACAGUUAUAAGGCAAAAUCAUGUUGUUGAUAUUAGUGUUGCAGUCAGUACUCCUUCUGGACUCAUUACACCUAUUGUAUUUAAUGCACAUAUAAAAGGACUGGAAUCCAUUGCUAAUGAUGUAGUUUCUUUAGCAACCAAAGCUCGAGAGGGUAAACUUCAGCCACAUGAAUUUCAGGGUGGUACUUUUACCAUCUCCAAUUUAGGUAUGUUUGGGAUUAAGAAUUUCUCUGCCAUUAUUAACCCACCUCAAGCAUGUAUUUUGGCAGUUGGUGCUUCAGAGAAUAGACUGGUUCCAGCAGAUAAUGAAAAAGGAUUUGAUGUAGCCAGCAUGAUGUCUGUUACACUCAGCUGUGACCAUCGGGUUGUGGAUGGAGCAGUUGGAGCUCAGUGGCUUGCUGAGUUCAAAAAAUACCUUGAAAAGCCUAUCACUAUGAUAUUAUAACUACCUUAAGCAGUUUCUACACUAUCCCAGUCAUGUUGUUCAUUCUAAGAUAUUUAUGUCAGUUAUUAAACAAGGUGGUUUAUUUUUUAAGUUAGCCAAUUAUUUUUAUUAUCCAUUUUGUACAGUUAAGUUAUUUGUAAUGGGCAUUACUGAGUUGAAUGAACUCUAAAUGCCAAUUACAACCAACCAUUGUGCAAGCUUUUAAUAAUUAAAACAUUCAUCAAAUUCUGUGUGCUCCCACUGAAGCGACAAUGGCCUUUAAUUAACCUUAGUAGUUAGCAUUCCACUGGGAAAUGCAGUAAAGUACCUUUUUUGUGUGAGGGAGGGGGGAUGUUAAAAUUCCAAUUUCUUUGGAAUUUAAGUUGGAUUUAAUUUUCACAGCUACAUGAUCCCUGUCAAUGUGGAGGGAGUUAAAGCCUUAUCAAAAAAUAAAGUCAUAAAAUAGUAUCUUCUUUUCUAAUCUAAAAAAUUGACCAUCUACUCGACUGCUUCCUUUUACACUUUUCUAUGAAAUAUGAUGUAUACAAUUGUUUACCAUCUUGUGAUGAAGACAAUAUGAAAUGUAAGCAGGCUUUUUUGCAGGACGCAAGUGAGAAAUAUUUAAGUAAUUUAAAAAUGAGUUAGAAUUUCAUCACUUGCAGUUGAUAUUUGCAUUAUUCAUCAGACUGUUACAGCUGUAGGAGUAGAAACUUUAUACUUCAAGAAUAAUUGGCGGUUAUUUGUGAGUAAAUCUCAAAUGGAUUCUGUAUUCAUGUGUCUUUGGAAAACUACACCAAAUAAUAUUGUUAAUGUACAUGUGUAAAAUGCUGGUCACUUUUGUUGGACAUGUGCCAAAACCCAUUCAUUGUCAUGUUCAAUCUGAAAAUAUGAGGAGGAGAGAUAGUAACGAGCCAUUGGAAAUCGGUUUUAAAAAGAGGACAAGAGAGAGUCAUCUAUUUGGUUACUGAGGCUAUUAAGAAGAAAAAAAUGUUAAAUAUGUAAAAAAAAAGUUAUUCUGUACCCUUUUGUUUGUCUUAUGUAAAAUAAGAAUACAGUGAAAGUUCUUUUUCUUUUGGUGGGCAAGUAAUUAUUUUAUGAAAUAUUACUCCAUUUUGCUCCAUUUCAUUAUAGUUUGCUUUAUUUCUUUGAGCACUGGGGUCAUGUAUGGAAUAAUCGAAGAUAUUAUUAGUUCCAGGCUUUCUUUUGAAUCAUUGUAUUUUAAUAAUUGUUUGGAAUUGUUAAUGACGAUUUAAAAUAAAUUUGACCAGUUCUU